Solea senegalensis (Senegalese sole) is the source of this 1482-nucleotide messenger RNA. RefSeq names its product LIM/homeobox protein Lhx9-like. Gene Ontology annotation, molecular function: DNA-binding transcription factor activity, RNA polymerase II-specific; RNA polymerase II transcription regulatory region sequence-specific DNA binding. Bases 139 to 1323 code for a protein of 394 amino acids. Gene Ontology annotation, biological process: regulation of transcription by RNA polymerase II; neuron differentiation. Gene Ontology annotation, cellular component: nucleus. The record is from RefSeq and is a predicted model, not a curated record. The transcript has 7 exons. Lineage: Eukaryota; Metazoa; Chordata; Actinopteri; Pleuronectiformes; Soleidae.
AUCAUCAGUGAAGAGCUGAGGCGUUGGAGGGAAAAGCACGAGCAGCAGCUUCUGAACAGCGAGUCUGUUUUUAGCGUCUCUAACGAGGCCGCUGAUUCUGGAGAGGACUCGUCAUUAACCUUGGUCCUCAGGACAAUCAUGAUGUCUCCAGACGAGGACCGCGUCCUCGAGGACCUGUUGUUCACCAGUGACCUUGGUGACGAGAGGACAGAGCCUAUGCCCCGCCCACUGAGGGAGGAGGAGGAAGAGGAGGGGGAGGAGCAGAGUGUCUCUGAAGAAAGUGCUCAAGCUCCACCUCCCAUUUCCGUCCAGGAGCCAAUCACAUGCUCCGGCUGCGGCACUCAGGUGUGCGAGCGUUACUUCCUGUUAGCGGUGGGUGGAGUUUGGCAUGACUGGUGUCUGCGCUGCAGUCAGUGUGAGUGUGAGCUGCGGACGCACGCCUCGCUUUACUGCAGAGACGGAAACAUCUACUGUCAACAGGAUUACAGCCGGAUCUUUGGGGGCGGUCAGUGCGCUCGCUGCUACCAGCCAAUCCCAGCGUCGGAUCUGGUCAUGAGGUCCGGACACAUGACCUUUCACCCUCAGUGCUUCUCCUGCCAGGAGUGCGACGUCAAACUCGUCCCUGGUAAUCUGUACUGCGUUCAGGGCCAGAGCCUCUACUGUCAGUCACACGGUUGCCGUGGUGAUGACGGCGUCCCGCUUUCCCAAAAUCCUCUGCUCAGACCUCAGAUGAAAGAAGACCAAAGCCAGGCGUCCGGCGAGGGGGAGGAGUCUGUCAGCAGUCCAGAGCCACGGCUGAAUGACAGGGCGACGGGUGGGCGGAGCCACAGACGCACCAAGCGCAUCAGAACAUGUUUCCGCAGCGAGCAGCUCCGAGCGCUCGAGUCGUAUUUCGCUCAGAAACAAAACCCGGACGGAAAAGACUGGACGUUCCUCGUCCACAGGACAGGUCUACCCAAGAGAGUCCUGCAGGUGUGGUUUCAAAAUGCCCGGGCCAAACUUCGACGCUCCCUCACAUCAGACGACGUUCAGGCUAACUCGCCCUCUGUUGCCCCAAGGGCGGGGGUCGCCAUGACGACCAGCACCCCGCCCCCUCCGCCCUGCUCCCCACCCUUCUCCACCAGCACCAUCGACCAGCUGCAGCUGUCGCUGCUCACGGCGCCGCUGGGCGACGUGGACCAGCCUCGGCAGCUGCACAGCCCCCCCGUCUUCUACCUGGAUUACGACUCCCAGAAUGCACUGGGGUGUGUCUCCUCACGUGUCUCCGGCUACGAUGAGGCAGACGCUGAUCCUGAUCCGAGUUUCACACCACGUUACUGCUGAACUAGGAACUACACACCAACCAGCACACGUGUGUGUGUGUGUGUGUGUGUGUGUGUGUGUGUGUGACACAACAGUCAGACAAGAAGUUAAAGUCACAAUACGUAAGAAUUUGUUUUGUUAGCAUCGUUGGUUUUAAAUAAAAAACAAACGUUGUCUUCA